AUGGCAGACUUGGAGCCAAAUCGGAUCAAAAAAAGUACUCUUCAGCUGCAACAAUUUAUUAAUGGCAUAGAAAAAAAUCUCAACCCUUUUACAACCGAUUUGGAAAGUGAACUAUUGUACAACAUUUCAAGCGGAGAAGCAGUAGCAGAGUCGAUUCGUGAUUGCUUACUUAACGUUGAAUCGAUUGGGUCCACACUCCGUCAGUCUUUCAUCGCCGAGUGUGCUGUCGAUAAGAGUCGCUUCGAGCUAGCAAUAAAACGAAAUAAAAUGUAUACAUUUACUGAUUCAAUGAAGAAGAAAAAAGUGACAGUUGCUGGGAAAGUGCAAGAAGUACGCAAGCAAAGAGACCUAUUCGGUAGAUUAUUGGGGUUGUCCUUUGAGCAGCAAAUUAACAUCGAGAAGGUUUUUACUUACCCGUUGACACCAGUACCGCUAUCACUAUGUCACAUUGAUGGCAAUAUUUGUAAGACCAAUAAAUCCAUUCUGAUGAAAUGUUUAGAGCAGAAAAUCGAAAGUGAAAAACCAGAACGAAUAGAUGCUGUGAUUAUCGAUGGAUCAAUUAAGGUCUGGUUGGAAGUUGGGGUGGGUAAUGCUCAACGGUACAUCAAUGUUACAAAAAUGUACGAAUCCCUCGGCAAAACAUUAUCCAGUUCACUGCCAGGUUUUCAUGCCUUAACUGGGUGUUAUUUUAACCCGGCGUUUUUCAGAAAAGGCAAAAAACGGCCAUUGUCAAUAUUGAAAGGCUGCGAAGAUUACCAAAAAUCCAUCAUAAACUUGGCAAAACUAGAACAAUCCGACACCCAACAAGUGUUUGAAAUUUUAGAAGUAUUCAUUUGUCAUAUGUACAGUAUGAAAAAAGUUAGGAACGUUAAUGAAGCAAGAGUCGCCAUGUUCACGAGAAUGUACGCAGAUAAUAUUUCAGGUAAUUUCUUCAAACCAAUGGUCAAAAAUUUCGACGGUUCUGCUGUACCACCUUGUCAAUCUGAAUUGCACCAGCAGAUUUUAAGGGCUUCGUACAUUUCAACCAUUUGGAGAAAUGCUCAUUCAAAGUAUCCAACGAUUCUAUCGCCUAAUGAUAGUGGCUGGGAAGAGGUGGAUGGAUUAUAUGAGUUCCGAUGGUUUGAAGGAGAUCAGCUUCCUACGUUUGUCAACGAAGUCGUUAUUCAAUCAGAUGAAGGUGAAGAUUAUAGCAACCCUGAUUCUGAUGCUGUGGAGUUUGAGAAUGGCAUUGAUGAAAUUGACGAUAGAUAUGACAAAGAUGAGGCUGAUGAUGAAUAUUAUGAUGAUAACAUCAGGCUCGAGCUAGCCUUGGCCACAGUAUUCAAAGAGAAUAAAACAAUCUAUAUAGCUGUAUAA
Messenger RNA from Ceutorhynchus assimilis (cabbage seed weevil), 1356 nucleotides. NCBI's taxonomy places the organism in Eukaryota, Metazoa, Arthropoda, Insecta, Coleoptera, Curculionidae. The record is from the annotation of a GenBank genome assembly.